Molecule: messenger RNA, 2442 nt
Organism: Sparassis crispa
Lineage: Eukaryota; Fungi; Basidiomycota; Agaricomycetes; Polyporales; Sparassidaceae
Product: E3 ubiquitin-protein ligase BRE1
Exons: 15
Coding region: 1-2442 (813 amino acids)
Cellular component (GO): nucleus; HULC complex
Molecular function (GO): ubiquitin protein ligase activity; metal ion binding
Source: RefSeq, a predicted model, not a curated record
AUGGCAUCCCGCAAGAGGUCACACGCAGAGGAUGCAGAGCAGUCUGUUCCUAAGAAACGGGCUGUUUCGGUAGACCAGGGCUCACCCAGUGUGGUCAAUGGCGUGGCGCCUGAAGUUGACGAGCCUAAAGAUGGUGACAGUCUUGAGAUGUUCCGUAAAGACGCAAUCUACAGGCGCAUGAAGUACUAUUCGCGUGAGCACGAAAGGAGUCUGGCUCGAGUGCAGGAAUUGGAACGGCGGAGAAGUACUUGCGAGACUGGCUUGGCAGCCUUGGAAGCAUGUUGGACACAGAUCAUUGGUACGAUACGAUUGCUGGCGCGGCCAGAGGAUCUCCCGCCGACAGAGGUCGAGACCGAAGAGCUGUUUGAUCUGACUGCUCGUGUCUCUGAUGAUCCUGAUCCUGAAUAUAUCAACGCCCUACGAACGAAGAUGAAUGCAACGUCAGAGCUUGUGGCUGCAUUUAUGCGCCUAAGCGGACAAGCUCGCCCGACGUUCUUGAAGGACGAGACAUACAGGCACUGUCAGAAAGCACAAUCUGAGUGCUCCUCCCUUCGUUCUGAACUUUCGUUGACGCGGACGAAACUUCGUGAUAUGGAAUCUGAGAAGGACAAGUAUCAGAAAGAGCUUGUGGCGGCAGAGAAGCAUAUCGAUCGUCUGCAAAGCAAGACCUUGGCAUUGAAGCAGGCCCAGCCAGUGCGGGAGGAGGCAAAGGACGAAUCACCUCGGGAGACACCGUCGUCCCCAGCACCUUCGCAAUCUCCAAUCAAUGGUGCGAGUUUGGCAGAUGCAGCGGAGUCACUGGAGAUAAUAAGGGUGCGGGAUAAGAGGAUCUCCGAGCUUGAGCAGGAAAAUCAGGAACUUCACGAGGAUGUUCGGUCAUUGAAGUUUCAGCUAAAAGCACCGGCUGAAGACUUUGUUGCUGAAUCUCCUUACUAUAAGGUCUUGUGGGAACGAGCGUCUAGGUUGGAGUACAUCGCCAACGAGAAGCAGACUGAGGCGACUCAACUCAGGGAACAACUCGAGCAACUCGAGAGAACCCAUCUAACCACUGUUGAAGAGAAUAUUAUGGAGCACGAACAUGCAAUAUCAGAUCUCAAGAACCUUCUGACCAAACGGGAGAACGACAACCUGCGCCUUCGUGAGCAGCGAGAUCAGCAGCUGUCUGAAUUGAACGAGCGAAAGCAGAAGGACCACGUCAAAGUAGCCUCCCAUCAAGAGUUCAAGGCUCUCGCCGAGUCACGUUCGGAAAGGAUUAAGGUCCUUGAAUCCGAGGUUACUAGGCUCAAGACUCGUUUGGCCGCGGAUGCAUGUGAUGAAGACUUGUUGUCGUUUUUCUCCUCAGACGACGCGGAGAAUGUAACAUAUGUAUCUGAUCUCAAAAGCAAGCUCGCGGCUGCAGAGUCUCGAUUGAAAGCCCUCGAGAUCAGUAUAUCCACCAUGCAGGCGGAACAUCCAGAUGUUGCUGAACGUAUCAAGGCUGAAGCUGAGGCACGGGAGCUACUGGUCAAUGCGCAGAUACAGUUGGAAAGAUAUCAGGCUGUGUAUGGCAGCGGGUCUUCCGCCCUCCCGCCUGAUACUCAAAAAUUGACGGAAGAACUGCAGCGGAAAGAAGAUGAGAACCGUCGAUUACGGUUGCAAGAGAAGCAGCGUGAACAGGCUGAGGUUGCGUUGUAUGCCGAGUUGGAUAAACUUUCUGCGGCAUGGGAGUCGCUGGACACUCAAGUGAAGAGCAAGGUGUUCGAAUUGAGCAAUAUGGAGGAGCGACUCGCAAAGAGCGGCGUUGAGAGAGCCAAAUCCGAGAAUAAAUUCUAUUCUGCAAUGCGCGACAAAGAAGCUCUUGAGGGAGAGCGCAAGAACUUGUCGAGGAAUUUAGAGAAGCAGACCAAAGUGAUUGAGAAGCUCUCCGAUUCUGAAAAGAAUUUGGUGGCUCGGGUAACCUCUUUAGAAAGGGAGACGGCAUUGUGGCGAAAGGUAAAAGACGGAAUGAAAUCAUGUGUUGAGAAGUUGGAGACGAGCAACACAGAGUGGAGGAUGCGCGCUGAAGGCGAACGCAAACGGAUCGAGGAGAUGCGCAAGGAGUCGCGCGAGCAGUCCAAGGGUCUUGACCUUCGCCGUGCGGAGGUGAUGUGCAUGGAGGACGAGGUAGUACGGGCAAAGAGAGACAUCGAGCGACAGGCUGCGAAAAUUAAAUCGACGUCGCAAAAUGUCAGCUCCAACUCUACCACUCGAGAAGCGCAGCUUCAGAGCGAGGUGGACAAGUGCAUGAGUAUCCUGAAGUGCUCUACUUGCAAAAUGAACAUGCGCAAUACUGUCAUCACGAAAUGCAUGCAUUCAUUCUGCAAGUCGUGUGUGGAUUCACGAAUAUCUACUCGACAACGGAAGUGUCCAGCCUGCAAUCUCCCCUUCUCGCAGGGGGAAGUUCAACAGCUGUAUUUCCAAUAG